UUCUACUCCAUGGCUUCAUGGAAUGCGGGCAGCAGUGCGCUCAAAUCAUGCUCGCCCCCGCUGCCUCGAGCGAGAAUUCCCCCGGGCGUGAGAAUGCCAGCAGUCAUGGUGGCGGCUAUGGCGAUGAGGACUUGUCGCAAUUGUAAGAAGCAAUUCGAUCCUCUUGCCAACAGCUCAGGAGCUUGCCGAUUCCACACAGCACACUACGGUGGCGAGACCAAGAGGAAAUUCGAGAGCGUGUACAAGGGAGGCACCAUGAACACAUCGGGCGCUGGUGAGAUCUCUCACUACUGGCACUGCUGCGGCAGCCCAGACCCCUUCGAUGCUGGCUGCCAAUCCUCUCCCCAUCUCUCGUAUGACGAUUGAUCGAUCUCGAUCUCCAUCGAUCUAGACUCGCAUGAAUGGAACCGGCACUUGUCCUGGAUCGCCAGGAAUGCAUCCGUCAGCUCAAUUCGUGCAGGACUCUGGCCUCGGUGCGGCAAAUCCAUGCUCAGAUUCUCGAAUCCCAGAUCGCCACCGAUGAUACCUUCGUCUUCAACAAGCUCAUCGAGGUCUACGGCAAGUGUGGGGGUAUCAAGCAUGCCGAGGAGGUGUUCCAAAGCAUGGAUUAUUCGCGCGACUCCAUCUCCUGGGAUUUCAUGCUCACUGCCUACUCGAGGAACGGGAACCUGGAAGAGUCGAAGCAGCUCUUUGAUAGGAUGCCUCGUAAAGGAGUCAUUGCCUGGACUGUUAUGCUGAGAUCGUAUGCUCAAUCUGGGCUUAUCGAUCAGGCAAGAGAGAUGCUGGAUCGAAUGCCAGAGCAUGACGCCACAUCCUUUAACACGAUGAUUUCUGCAUAUGCCCAAAACGGGUAUUUUGAUGAAGCCGAGCUUUUGUUUAGUGAGAUGCCUGAACCGGAUCUUGUUUCGUGGAACACCAUUCUCUCCGCUUACACACAAAGCGGCCGAAUAGACCACACAAAGAUAGUGUUUUUCAAGAUUCCACUCAGGACGCUAGUUUCCUGGAACACUUUCUUGUCUGCAAAUACCCAAGCUGGUAAUAUCAAUGAAGUGUUGCUUGUGUUCCAGAUUAUGCCCGAGCACAAUUCAGUCUCCUACACUGCUCUCUUGUCAUCUCUUGCGCAAACCGGGCAUCUGAGUGAAGCAAAGAGAGUCUUUGAUUCAAUGCCCGAGCAGAGCUUCGUUUCCUUUACAGCAAUGCUUUCGGCAUACGCCCAAAAUGGGCAUCUUGAGGGUGCGAGGGAGCUCUUUGAUCGCAUGCCGGAGCACGACUCCGUCUCGUGGAACGCUAUGCUCUCUGCAUAUGCACAAAACGGAAGGAUGGUAGACUCCGAGAGGCUGUUUGGCAGUAUGGCUCACAAGGAUAUAGUGAUGUUGAAUGCAAUGUUGUGUGCGUAUGCUCAAAACGGGCAUACUGAUAAAACUCAAGAAAUCUUCAACGAGAUGCAUCACCAUAGCUUGGUCUCGUUGAAUGCAAUGCUUGUCGCCUAUGCUUCUGCUGGAAGAGUCAGUGAUGCAGUAGCGCUGUUCGAACAGAUGCCGGAGCGGAACGUCGGAUCUUGGAAUGCCAUGCUUGCUGCAUUUGGAUGUGGACGAAUAGAGGAAGCCAAGCAUCAGUUUGACACAAUGCCGGUGAGGAGCAUGGGGUCGUGGACGUCGAUGCUGGCUGCCUAUGCCCAAAACGGGCAUAUAAUGGAAACCAAGAAGAUGUUUGACGAGAUGCCUCAACACGAUCUAGCCGCCUGGAAUUCACUCCUCCUUGCCGCAGCCCAAGACGACGAUCGAGAGCUCCUCAGUCGGGUUUUCAUGGCAAUGCCCCAGCGCGAUACCAAAUCCUGGGACAUCUUCCUAGCAGCCCAUUGUAGAUCGAUCGAUCACGCCAACACGGCCUUGAAGAUCUUCGAAAGGAUGCCCGAGAGAGGUAGAGUUUCAUGGAGCACAGCGCUGACCGCGUGUGCCCACGCCAAGCUUGCGGCGGUCAACCUAUUCAACGCCAUGAAGACCGUGGAGUCUCCGUGCGAGAAAGAUUUCCUGAUCGCAUUGUUCAAUGCCCAAGAUCUAGACGCUGCCCGGCAAAUUUUCGUGUCGAUUGCUUUUGACUAUGGGCAAGAACCGACCACGCAACACUAUCUAGCCAUGGUCGAGAGAAAGUUUGACUAAAUAGGGUCAUUCUUUUCGAAUGGUUUGACCAGAAAAAAUGGGUCAAAGAAAGGAAAAAAAACAGACAAAAAGGGGCAAAAA
This is a messenger RNA of Selaginella moellendorffii, 2240 nucleotides long. Its product is annotated as pentatricopeptide repeat-containing protein At4g02750. Lineage: Eukaryota; Viridiplantae; Streptophyta; Lycopodiopsida; Selaginellales; Selaginellaceae. The record is from RefSeq and is a predicted model, not a curated record. Bases 402 to 2159 code for a protein of 585 amino acids. Gene Ontology annotation, molecular function: protein binding. The transcript is spliced from 3 exons.